Molecule: messenger RNA, 496 nt
Organism: Amphimedon queenslandica
Lineage: Eukaryota; Metazoa; Porifera; Demospongiae; Haplosclerida; Niphatidae
Exons: 6
Coding region: 29-382 (117 amino acids)
Source: RefSeq, a predicted model, not a curated record
UCAUGCCCAAACCACGCCUUUUAAAACAAUGGCGGAAGAGGAGAGAAAGAAGCUUGAAUUCAUGGCUGCUGUUAAAUUAGUCCCACCUGCUGUAUUGGAAGAGAUUCAUAGAAGACAGAUGGUCUGUAGAGCUGAGCUUGGUAAUUGGUGGGAAAGACAACACAGUAAGGAUUUUUGUCUUGUUCCUAUUAAUCAAGGGAGCUGGUCCUCCUCUGGUGAUAAGCCAGGCCAGAGCAGCGAGUCUGUGCAUGCAGUAGAUAUUAACGAUGUCCCCACUCCAGAUUAUGCUAUUGAAAUAACAUCACAGGAUUAUUGUUCAACGAAUUCAUCUGGUCAAGUGAAUAAUACAAACGGGAUACCAUACUUCAUGACAACAUCGUAAAAUUAUUUUACAAACUAAUGUUCCUCUCAAAUUUAAACUUUUAUUUUGUUACUGAUACCACCACUUUUUUAUCAUUAUCUUUCUUAUUUUUGCUAAGAGCCUUUUUUUGUCUGA